AUGCCAAUAAUAAUGCUGGAUUAUCAGCGUGUAGCGAAUGCACUAAACUUGAGUUUGCCUACUGUAAUUAAGGUGUCAGCGGCAAUGAAAGGCAAUGUGAGGUUAAAUUCUCCUACAAAAAAUCGUAGAAGAAAGAAAACAGUGACUGAUACAUCAUUGUUAAAUGUUAGUGCUAUCCGUAACGAAAUUUAUGAUAUGUAUAAAAAUCGUAAGUAUCAAUGA
Molecule: messenger RNA, 222 nt
Organism: Acanthoscelides obtectus
Lineage: Eukaryota; Metazoa; Arthropoda; Insecta; Coleoptera; Chrysomelidae
Source: the annotation of a GenBank genome assembly